This is a messenger RNA of Triticum turgidum subsp. durum (durum wheat), 2031 nucleotides long. The record is from the annotation of a GenBank genome assembly. NCBI's taxonomy places the organism in Eukaryota, Viridiplantae, Streptophyta, Magnoliopsida, Poales, Poaceae.
AUGGCCGCCGCCGCCGUCCUCCUUCGCGCCGCCCUCCGCCGGAGCCGCCCCGCCGCGGCAGCCCUCCUCCUCCCCCGUACCCUUCCUUCCCCGCCAGUUCCGCUACCUCCCCCUCCUCUCGCCUGUGCUUUACCUCUCCUCCCGCGCCUUCCAUUCGCCGCCGGCUUCCCGUACUCCACCGUUGCAGAGAUAUCGGAGGCCCCCGCGAAGCCCAAGGGCAAGCCAAAGAGGAGCCCAAUGAAGCAGUCCCGCGUCGACUUCACCAAGGUGGACGCGGCGCUUCUCCCCACCAUCAUCCUCGUCGGCCGCCCCAACGUCGGCAAGUCCGCGCUCUUCAACAGAUUAAUACGGAGGAGGGAGGCAUUGGUGUAUAAUACACCUGGAGACCAUGUCACCCGCGACAUCCGAGAAGGAGUUGCCAAGCUUGGAGAUCUCCGUUUUCGCGUGCUUGACUCAGCCGGACUUGAGACUGCAGCAACAUCUGGGAGCAUUCUUGCUCGGACGGUUGAUAUGACAGGGAAUGUGUUGGUCAGAUCUCAAUUUGCCAUUUUCUUGAUUGAUGUGAGGGAUGGUCUACAACCGUUGGAUCUUGAGGUCGGGCAAUGGCUGCGAAAACAUGCAUCUGGUAUACAUACCAUUGUUGCAAUGAAUAAGUCCGAGUCACUUGAUGAGCAUGGAGUUUUGACCUCGGCUGCUGGAGAAGCCCACAGGUUGGGUUUUGGUGACCCAGUUGCAAUAUCUGCAGAGACAGGCCUUGGGAUGGCAGAGCUUUAUGAGACACUCAGGCCAUUGUUUGAGGAAUACAUGUUUCAACUUCCAAAUAAUGGACUAAAUGAAGAUGACCCUACCUCCGAGGCUGAGGCCAAUGAAGGUGAUGAAAGCAAGUUACCUCUGCAGUUAGCAAUUGUGGGACGUCCUAAUGUUGGGAAGUCGACCCUGCUUAAUGCCUUAUUGCAAGAACAAAGAGUUCUGGUUGGUCCAGAGUCAGGCUUAACAAGGGACUCCAUCCGGGCUAAGUUUCAAUUUGACAACAGAACUGUAUAUUUGGUGGAUACUGCUGGUUGGAUGGAAAGAGCGGGAAAGGAGAAAGGGCCAUCAUCACUAAGUGUGGUACAAUCAAGAAAGAACCUGAUGAGAGCUCAUAUUGUAGCUCUUGUGCUUGAUGCAGAGAAGAUCGCAAAGUCAAAGAAUAGCGUGGAUCAUCAGGAAGUUAUGAUAGCACGGCAAGCAAUCGAAGAAGGCCGUGGACUUGUUGUGGUUGUCAACAAAAUGGAUCUCCUUAGAGAAAACCAACGAUUAUUAGAAAAAGUGAUGGAUGCUGUUCCUAAAGAAAUCCAGACAGUUAUUCCUCAGGUUACAGGAAUACCAGUUGUGUUCGUGUCAGCAAUGGAGGGCAGGGGGCGGGUUGCUGUUAUGCACCAUGUUAUAGAAACUUAUGAGAAAUGGUGUUUUAGAUUGUCAACUUCGCGCCUGAACCGUUGGUUGCGUAAGGUUAUGAGUAGACAUUCAUGGAAAGAUUCAGCCACACAGCCAAAAGUGAAGUAUUUCACUCAGGUGAAAGCGCGGCCACCAACAUUUGUCGCCUUUAUGAGUGGGAAGACUGAGCUAUCUGAUACAGAUAUCAGGUUCUUGACAAGAUCUCUCAAGGAAGAUUUCAACAUCGGGGGAAUACCAAUCCGGAUCCUACAGCGUUCUAUUCCAAGAAAAGUGUCGUCUUUCAAGAGUAAUAUCAAGAAAAGAGGAUCUAGUAUAAAAAGGAUGAAAACAGACAAAAGAACAGAAGUGUCUGAUCCCACUCAGUCAUGCUUUUACGAUGUCACAAAAGCACCUCCCGAUUCUCAUAAAGGACCUGGUAUUUGUGUACCGUUCAGAAGGGAAGUCAUUAGUCAUGACGUACAUACUUCCGUUGGAGUUAAAGAUGCAGAGGAAAUCCCUGUCAUUAUACAGACUAUCAGAGGAAACAGAAAGCUGCCGCCUUCCAAGCACAGCAUGUGGACAGAAGAAAGGGGGGCUGAAGUGAUCAACAUUUAA